Dendronephthya gigantea is the source of this 5577-nucleotide messenger RNA. RefSeq lists its product as uncharacterized. NCBI's taxonomy places the organism in Eukaryota, Metazoa, Cnidaria, Anthozoa, Malacalcyonacea, Nephtheidae. Gene Ontology annotation, molecular function: protein binding. The coding region runs from base 195 to 4922 and encodes 1575 amino acids. The record is from RefSeq and is a predicted model, not a curated record. The transcript is spliced from 2 exons.
GACAUCGCAUUGCAUGCCGGGUGAUUCAGAGACCACUUGAAUUACACCCAUCAUAUAUGUAUGGUAAUAUCACACGACAGUACGCCAUGGUCGUUUGUUGUGUACGUCGAAUCCUACUGAAUUUUUUUCCCGGUUAUAACAAUUAUAAUUGUUGCUUGAAUUUUUGGUAGUUUGAAGAUCACUUUAUCGUCAACAUGUCACAAGAAACGGCAAACUUUAUGAGACUCGCCAGAUUAUUAGUUGAUAAAGGAACUGAAGCGUUGAGAAAAGAAUUUGAUGCUAUCCAUCCUCCUGCUAAUUUGCCUGCGGUUCUUGCUGCCUGGAAAAAAUCUCUGCUAAGGUUGAAGUUUGGAGUUAUUAAUAAGUCCCAGUGGGAAUUACUGUACCCCCCGUCCGGCAAACCUCCAGAUUCCAAAACCUUUGAUAUUUCAUUACUCACAGUUCUAUUCCGGAAGAUUUGUGGUUUACCAUCGAAAGGAUGGGAUGCAGUGCCUCUUGACACUGAUAGGUCUCUGCAAGCAAACAUAAUAAGAAUCAAGACAUGGCGAAAUGACUAUGCACAUGCGAAGGCAACUCGGAUGGAUGACGCCACAUUCGAAUCCUUGUGGGUGAAAAUUUGUCAAGCAUUGCUUGAAUUGAAAAUUCCACAGAAGGAUAUUGACGAUUUAAAAACAUCUCCACUAUCACCCGAAAUUAAUUAUGUGGAAGUUUCUAAAAACUUUCAAGAAAAGUUAGAAGAUCUGAGCACUGAUGUUAAAGAUACGAAAGAUGAUGUUACAGAUAUGAAAGAUGAUGUUAAAGGUACGAAAGAUGAUGUUAAAGAUAUGAAAGAUGAUGUUGAAGAUAUGAAACGAGAUGUUAAAGAUAUGAAAGAUGAUGUUAAAGGUACGAAAGAUGAUGUUAAAGAUAUGAAAGAUGAUGUUGAAGAUAUGAAAGAUGAUGUUGAAGAUAUGAAACGAGAUGUUAAAGAUAUGAAAGAUGAUGUUAAAGGUACGAAAGAUGAUGUUAAAGAUAUGAAAGAUGAUGUUAAAGAUAUUAAAGAUGAUGUUAAAAGUACGAAAGAUGAUGUCAAUGAUAUGAAAGAUCGUGUUAAAGAUAUGAAAGAUGUUAAAGAUAUAAAGCAAAUCAAGAAACGUUUAGGUUUGCAACAACGAUCCCAAAUCUCGACAACACAUCCCCUGAAAGGUGUCGACGAUACGGAUAUUGAGAUAAAUCGCUACAAAGAUGAAGAUCUCUUGCAAAAACUUGCAAAGCAUAAUUUCGCGGGUAAAAUAAAAGGAAAGAUGAAGUAUUUCUUUCCUGGUACAAGAGAGUGGCUACUAAAGCGCGUGGAGGAUUGGUUUAAUGAGAAUGAGCAAGAAUCAAAGCUAUUGUUAUUGAAAGCUGGGCCUGGUUUUGGGAAAAGUGUAUUCGCAGCAAAAAUGUGUGAAAUUUUUAGGGAGAAGGGAAAAUUGGCUGCUUGCUUUUUUUGUGACUUCCGCGAUGCAAACCUGAGAAAUCCUACUGCGAUGCUGCAGUCUCUUGCAAGUCAAAUGUGCAAGAAUGUCGAUGGUUUUAAAGAGAAGCUUCUCGAUCAAUUAAAGCGACCUCAUAAAAUCUACACUAUGAAAGAGGCCUUUCGAAUAUACUUGCAAAAUCCAUUGGAUGAAUUGGAAGUAGCUGAACCCAGUUUGAUCGUGAUUGAUGGUUUGGAUGAAAGUGAGGCAAAUGACAGGAGUGACAUUGUUAGUUUGAUUUCUGAAUGUUUUUCAGAGCUUCCAGAUUGCAUAAAAUUCUUGAUUACAAGCAGGCCUGAAAUUUCCAUUGCCAAACUCAACGAUAUUCCUAACAUCAAUAUUGAAAAUGAUGACGAAAAGAAUGACUCAGAUAUUGAAAUUUAUCUUAAAUUUUGCCUUCCAAAGCUGCUUGAAAGAGAAGAGGAUAGUUAUUCAGUUGUGUUUAAGAGGCUGGUCAAAAUGUGCGAGGGAUCGUUUCUGUAUGCCUACCACUGUCAAUACGAGCUGGGAAAACGCGACGACCUUGCUAACGUAACUUCCAAUGAAAUCGUCAAGUUUCUUCCUAAAGGCAUAGGCUCGGUUUAUGAAAAAUAUUUCAAACGUCUCGAAAAGGAGCUAAAGGAGCUACAGCACUGCCGUCUUGAUGUGUUGAAAUUUUUGGAAAUACUAGUCGCUGCUCAAAGAUCUCUCCCGCUCACUUUUGUCGCUAAGGCACUUGGAUUGGCUCCAGAUUGUCGCGAGACUAGAAGAAUUAUCGCCCAAGUCAAUGAAGUGAUAUCGUGUUUGCUGUACGUUGCUGAUGAUAUGGUCACUGUCUUUCAUAAAACUGUUAUUGAUUGGCUUCUAGCACGAGGAUACGAAGGCCAUGAUUAUGUUGUUAACAUCAGCGAUGGAAAUAAAUCGCUUUGGCUUGUAUGCGAACAAACAUUUGAAGAAAUUAAACGAAGACCACUCUCCGAAUAUAAGCGUGAGCUAACUCCUGGUGAAAACUAUGCUUUGUAUUUUGGCUCUGAUCAUCUGCUUAAUCGAUGUGAUAUGCUGGAUAGCUUUUCAUGGUUUGUGGACGUUGCUAUAGUAUGUGCUAUUAUGCAUCAUAUUGAAGACUGUUAUAUCACAUUGUUUGACACAUGGAAUAAAUUUCUUUCUAAAAUUGAUAAACUGCGAGGAGGAACUGUACAAAUAAACAAUAAAUUGCGAGCGCGGUUGAGGUGGCAUCGCGCAAUCUUUGAGGAAGAAUUACAGUACGAAUGGAAAACCUUCGUCUCUUAUUCGUGUCCUCCUGAAUUGUUAUACUUAGAAAGAAUCUUGGCACGUCCAUCAAAUGACUACUUUAAUGAUGAGGAGAAAACAUUUGCCCGGUCAGUUUUGUCAUUGUAUGUUCCUUUGUUUGUCGAAAAUGAUGUCGAUGUUCUUCCACUUGAAGAAUGGCAUGUAGAAACGGAGAUUACAGCUGUCUCCUUGUCUAAAGAUAAAACCACGGCAGCUGUUGCAAUGAAAGAUGGAACUAUCUCACUAGUGUCUGUGCCAACAUUGUUUGAGGAAUGGCAGUAUGAAACUGGAUAUAAGGGAAUUUCAUCUGUUACAUUUGCUCCGGAUGAUUCGUUUCUUUUGUUUGGAAAACUCGAAACGGUGCUUGAUAUCGCUCAGAAAAAGGAACUCGCGUUUUUCGCCGAAUAUUCGGAGACCUUUAUAUCUUGUGCAUUUUCCCCGAAUGGCCUGAGGCUGAUCACUAGCCAUGGUUGCGAUCCAAUGAAGAUAUGGGAUGUGGCUAGGAAAAGACUUAUAUCUGAACUCGAAACUGGAGUUUUUGUUAAUUGGUGCACUUUUGACAUUACAGGGCUGUUCAUCGUCGCAUUUGAUAAAAUCAACUAUUUCGAAUUUUGCAGACGUAGUGAUUAUGAUUUUAGAUUCAGAAUUGAUCCAGUAAAAUAUGUUGUUGAGGAUUCGUUUUCCAUUUGGAAUGCUUUUACACUGCAACGAUGCGAUGAGCGAAUUCUGCCGGAAAUUAAGAAAGGAAAUGCAUUACGCAGUGGCAAAUGUAAACGUUGUUUUUGGCCAGGAAUUGCAAAACAACCGACAUAUGGAGUAUGCAGAUGUCCAGAAAAAUGCAAAUUGUUUUUAUGUGUCCUGCCUUUUGGGCACAAUUAUCACCUUUCCACCGGAAUCUACAAUGGUGUCGAAUGCUACAUUGCAUUGGAAGAUGACUCUUUGAAUGUUGUAGAAACCACUCAUUUUACCACUCUGGCCGCGUGGGACUGUUUCACGUUCACCUUCGACAGAGAUAAUAUGUUCAGUGGAUAUGAAGAACUAGCUGCGAUUGACAAUGAUCAUUGGCUCUACUCAAAUGAAAGUAAACUGCUCGUUUUAAGGACGCCAGUGGCAAUACCCCCCGUCGUCAUUGUUUAUUGGAGUUCAUUCUCCCCAGAUAGCUCUCGACUAGCAACUUGCUCCUCAGAUGGAUACAUCAAGAUAUGGAAUGUCGACAAAAGACAAGUUGAGCAACGUUUUAAAGUAGAUCAAGGCGAGACGCCAUUUGUUUGUUGGUUGUCGAAAGAAUUCUUGUUCGUUUUCAAUUCUAUCGACGGGAUGCCAUGCCUUUGGAAAUUUCCAGUGUGGAGAAAUUCAAAGAUCCUAUUUACUAAGGGCGAACAACAUUCUUUAACUUAUUUACGAAACGAGUUCGUUUCAGCGUCACAAGUGGUUGAAUUUUCUGGGGGCUUGCUCUUCCUUAAAUUCGGGGAGACAGCACCUGUGAAAGUUCUUGAUGUUAACAGGGAUGGUGAACCACAAAUAACCACUUUACCUGUCGUGAAUAUUUUGGUUUCGCCCGAUGGUGUCUUUGUCCUCAGUAUUGGAAAAAAAACACUUAACAUUUGGAAAAGAAAUUCAACGAACGCAUUGCAAUUUGAUUUCUUUCUUUCCUAUGAAAGAGUUUCAAAACCUCAGUCUUACUACACUCGAUUCAAUACGCUUUUUCGCUUUAGUAACGAUUCUAAAGUUGUUGUUUUUUCAGAGAGCAAGCCAUUUAGACUUAGUACGGGUGAUUUCAAGCCCCCUUAUGUACGUGAAACCGUAAUUCUUGAUUUAGUGACUCGUAGUCUUAAAAGAGUUCUUUUAAGUGAUGACUCCUCUUAUCUUAACUGGUUUUGCUUAAACAAGAAUAGGGUUAUUAUCGCAACAUCACUUCAUCGUAUACAUGUGUUUGAUAUGGAUUCUGGUGCUCAAAUAUGGUCGCCAGCAGGACAGAAUUUCUUAAAGCGAUUUGCGGAGAUGAAACUAUCCCCAGAUGAAACUGUUCUAGCUCUUCCAAAAUUAAAUGGCGAUAUGAAAUUCAUUCGUUUGUCCAUUGCACAUAACGCUUUGCUAGAAGAAAUUAAAAAAAACGCAGCUAUCAAUUGGCAGAACGAAAUAACUGGAACCAAAUAAGUUGGUGAGUGUGUCAGUAUUCAAGCUAUUCAGAAGAGAACUCAUCGAACGAGAUUGCUGAUAAACUCAGCUGCUAAGACAUUGAUGAUGUUACCUAACUUUCUACCGUCAACGAAAUAAUGAAUAAUUUGUAGCAAAUUGUCAUUGUCAGUUCGGGCAGCGGCUAGACUUUUGCUUGGAGCCGGUCUAGAAUGGAGAUGUAAGGCACCUCCUUUCCUCCGCUAGUCUGGGAGUUCACCUUGGGCAAGUGAUAGCACUCCCUUGCCUCCCUGACUCGGGUUACAGUUUUUAAAGGGAUAUGGCAAUAAAAAUUAUUUCUGUUUUGUUGAAAAGGAAGCCUAUAUAGAGCCUGUUUACAAAAUUUGUUUAUCUUUCUUACUUCGAAAGAUAUUAGCGAUCAAAAACAUCGGCUAUCGAGAUACAUCCGCCAUCUUGUUUUAUAAUGAGAUCUAAUUACGUGACAUCAAAGCAGGGUUGACGCUUAAAAAAUAACAACUACAUGUUUACGCUUUAGUUUAGAACUCUAACAAUUUAAACGCUAUAAUUUGAGAUACGUGAGAAUGUAAUACCAUGAAACUAUCACUUCGCUGAAUCGUUACAAAACGAAUUUUCACCCAGGUUACGACGUCAUGCAUAUCCAAGCAAGAAUAUGCAU